Messenger RNA from Phialemonium atrogriseum, 2178 nucleotides. RefSeq names its product major facilitator superfamily domain-containing protein. Gene Ontology annotation, cellular component: plasma membrane. The record is from RefSeq and is a predicted model, not a curated record. The coding region runs from base 317 to 1933 and encodes 538 amino acids. Gene Ontology annotation, biological process: transmembrane transport. The transcript has 3 exons. Gene Ontology annotation, molecular function: transmembrane transporter activity. Lineage: Eukaryota; Fungi; Ascomycota; Sordariomycetes; Cephalothecales; Cephalothecaceae.
AUUUACUGAACGUGGCACCACCGGGUUUCGCCGUACCUCCGCCAAAAGCUCCGUACAUCACGCAACAUGUAUACAGACGACGUCAAAAAACCCAGGCCCAGACAUGGAUCAUGUUCCUUCAGCUUUCUCACGACGCAAAGAGUAUAAAAAUCCGGGAAGCGGGAAAUCCCACCACUGCAGCUCCUCACACAGGGGCUUGGAUCGCAUGCUUCCACACCACUGAUCGCCAAAAACGAGCAGCCUGCCUGCAUGCAUUAGAUAAUCUCACAUACACACACACCACACUACCUAGCCAAAUCGAAGGUCAAGGUCGAACAUGUCGGCAAGCGAGACAGAGAGCGACGUUCACAAAACCGAAAUCAGAAAUGGACGAAGCAUCAUGUCCGACCCCGAUAUCACAGGCCCAAAAGCCACGCACGAAAAUGGGAAGGACAAGGCUCCUGCCGGUGAGAAGGACAUGGUCCCUGCUGGGGAGAAGGACAAGGACAAGGACACUGCCGCCGACAAAGAGAAGGGUCCUGAUACUGAGGCCAAUGGCGGUGAUGAUGCUGUUGCCGACCCCAACAUCGUGGGCUGGGACGGACCCGACGACCCGGCAAACCCUCGCAACUGGUCCAAGAGGCGCAAGAUGUUCAACGUCUCGCUUGUUAGCCUCUCGGUGUUUUAUUCGAAUAUCGCCACGACCAUGUUCGCCCCAGGCGCAUCGAAGCUUGCCGAGGAGUUUGGCAUUACCAGCACCGUCAUCAUGACGCUAGCAGUGUCGAUUCCCUCGCUGGGCGCAUCCCUGGGCCCGCUGCUGUUUGCGCCGCUGUCAGAAGUGACGGGGCGCGUGCCCAUCUACUGGGCCAGCAGCACUCUAUACCUGGCCAUGACCUUCGGCUGCGCGUUCAGCACCAAUGCCGGCAUGUUCCUGUUCUUCCGCGUCAUCUGCGGCGCCUGCGCCGCCUCUUUCAUGACCGUCGGCGGCGGCACCAUCGCCGACCUGCUGCCCAAGGAGGAGCGCGGCACAGCUACGGCCAUGUUCAGCAUCGGGCCGCUGCUCGGCCCUGUCACCGGCCCCGUCAUCGGCGGGUUUGUGACGGGGCGUUUGGGUUGGCGGUGGACCUUCUACUUGGUGCUUAUGUUUGCCGGCGUCGUCACAAUAACCGCCAUGAUCACGAUGCGCGAGACCAACGCCACCGAGAUCCUCACUAAGAAGGCCGCCCGCCUGCGCAAGGAGACAGGCAACCUGGAGCUGCGGCCCGCCAACGCCAAGAAUGUCGAGGUGCGCCAGCUCGUCGAGCGUGCACUAAUUCGGCCGUUUCGUAUCCUCCUCUUCUCGCCCAUCGUCUCGCUCAUCGGCUUAUACAUGGGUCUCGUCUUCGGACUGACCUUCCUCCUCUUCGCGACCUUCCCGUCUGUCUUUGAGGAGACGUACGGCUGGGCCGUCGAUGUCUCCGGACUGGCGUACCUGGGCAUCGGGGUUGGCGCUACUAUCGGCCUGGGCAUCUUUGCCAAGACGAGCGACCGGCUGCUGCGAGUGGGUGGCGGGCCUGAGCGUCGCCUGCCGCUGAUGAUCUGGUUUGGCCCCUGCGUUCCCAUCGGCAUCUUUAUCUACGCCUGGUCCACCGAGUACAAGGUGCACUGGAUAGUGGCCAUCAUCGGCACCGCCUUCAUCGGCAUCGGCGUCAUGAUGGUCACCUCGUCGUCACAGCUCUACAUGAUGGACAUGUACGGCCCCCAGGGUGCCGCGUCGGCGCUGGCAGCCGCCACGCUGGUGCGGAAUGGCUACGGCGCCUUUCUGCCCCUAGCUGCGGAUCCCCUCUACAAGAGCCUUGGCUUGGGUUGGGGAAACAGUGUCUUGGGAUUCAUCGCUAUUGCCUUCUUGCCCGUGCCGAUUCUCUUUUACAAGUAUGGCUUGUAUCUGCGAGAGAGGUUUCCUCUGAAGCUUUAGACGAGUGCCUAAUAAGAAUUUGUCUAUUUCUGCGCAGCUGGAGGUCGACUUGACCUAUUUCCUAGAGUCAUUGUGUUGGGGUUAAAAGGGGGGGCCGUGAGGGAGAACAAAUCCGUCUUAGAUCGGCGAUGAAAUUCCCGCCUCUGUUACUUCAUGUUGCUCAUAUUAGGUAGACACCCUGCUCUAGCAUUUUAGAACUAGCUCCGAAAUACUCCGAGCCUUAAAUAAUAGAAGCAAUACUGGCC